Molecule: messenger RNA, 960 nt
Organism: Camelina sativa (false flax)
Lineage: Eukaryota; Viridiplantae; Streptophyta; Magnoliopsida; Brassicales; Brassicaceae
Source: RefSeq, a predicted model, not a curated record
AUGGUUCGAUGGCUGGUCAAAGUCGAGGAACAUUCUCAUGAUGAUCUACCUCGUAAGUUGACUAUCAAUCGACUGACUGAUUAUUCAGAUUCAUUGAAUCGACAUUUCCCUUGCCUUCUUGAUAUGACUAAAUUCAAGGUUCGAGAACUGGAUCGUGAAUUCGGGCUCCGUUACUUGGAUGCUGAUGAUGGUCUUCUUAGUAAAUACAAUCCAUACACUGGAAAAACUGUUGUCAAGUAUCUAGAUAGUGAUGAGGAUCAGUCUAAGUUUGUGUUGCUUACGCUUAACAAUUCUGGUAAUCCUGGAAGAUUAGCUGUGUAUACUUCUUGGGAUCAAGCAUGGACUGUGAUCAAUGACGACAUGCCUUGUUGUUAUUUUUGCGAUGUGAUUUUGUUCAAUGGAUGUUUCUUUGCGGUCACGAAAGAUGGGACGACGACUAUGGCUGUAGAUAUCCCUUCUCUGAAAUUGACAGUACUGGCCGCAAGUCCUGUGUUUGACGGUGGCGGUGACAAGAAGUUUCUGAUUGAAUCCUCUGGUGAAAUGUUGCUGGUCGAUAUGUACUUGGGAAUGCAACUUGAAUCAGAUGACCUUCUGAACUUCGAGGAAAAGGAUGUCGAGUAUCACUUUGAUGACAUUGUAUCAAAUGAGUUAACCGACAAGAUUACAGUCUUUAAAUUUGUGGAAAGAGAGAAGAGUUGGGUUGAGGUUAAGGAUCUUGGGGAUAAAAUCUUGUUCCUUGGUGAUGAUUCCUCAUUCUCCGCUUUAGCUUCUGAUUUUUCACCUCUCUAUGGCGGAUGUGUCUUCUUCCACGGUUACGUCUUUGAUUGGGAAGACUUGGACACCAUAGAUGAUGAAGAUGUGGGAGUGUGUGAUUUUUUGUCUCAGGAAAUAAAGCUGGUGCGCCAACACCCUGAAUAUGCCAAGCUGUUCUGGCCUCCGCCUUCCUGGUUUACUGACUGA